Biomphalaria glabrata is the source of this 641-nucleotide messenger RNA. RefSeq lists its product as uncharacterized. The transcript has 5 exons. The record is from RefSeq and is a predicted model, not a curated record. Lineage: Eukaryota; Metazoa; Mollusca; Gastropoda; Planorbidae. The coding region runs from base 76 to 390 and encodes 104 amino acids.
AUCACUUGGUUGACAAUAACGCUGGACUUGGAUUGAUCAUUAAAGUAGUGACGUUGUGAUCACAGAGAGAGAAUCAUGGCAAAGUUGUUAGUUCUCGCCUUGGUCGUUGCUGUAGUUAUGUUAGAGUCAACUUACGCCGCCUGCCCAACAUGCGCUAACAGUGGUUCUACAUGCGCUUCGUUGAGCAGCUACAUUGAUUGCUUAAAGACAGUCACAACUGCCAAUGGAUGCACUGAUAUAGAGGUAGCUAAUGCUGGUCUGGCUACUACUGGCGCUCAGGCUGCAAGAACUGUGUUACAGUGUUCAGGAGCUGGUACAUUUAUGGCGUCAUUGGGAUUUGCUCUACUCCUGAGCUGUCUGGUUCAAUACUUGAGUGGCAACACAUACUAGACUCUCUCUUCCCUAGAUAAAUAAUAUAGCAUUUUUUUUGUUACACAAUUUUAAUCUAGAUGAUACGAAAUAAAACCAAUGAACUUGUAUAUGGCAAAAUAGAUAUUUAAUUAAAAUAUUCACUAAUUGGAUUACAAACUGAACAAACAAAUUCUCUAUUGCGCUUACCUUCAUUGAAUGGGUCAUUCUUAUUCUAGAGGUUCACAUUCUCAGCGUUGGCGAAAUAAAAAUGAGUGUUUACAGAAAAAGAA